Messenger RNA from Chilo suppressalis (striped riceborer), 2348 nucleotides. Lineage: Eukaryota; Metazoa; Arthropoda; Insecta; Lepidoptera; Crambidae. The record is from the annotation of a GenBank genome assembly.
UCUAUGUAUGCUUGACGCAUCGUUGCAUGACUCACGCAAUACAUCGCAACGUCGUCGCUCGUCAAUAUAAAAAUAAUUCAAAGUGGUGAUAUGUCAAACUAAUUAAAAAAUAGGUAGUUUUUAGGUCUAGGGUGGUAGAUAGGUAGGCUGAAGUGAAAUUUGGUAGAUCUACCAAAAAGUUGGUAGAUAUGACAGCACUGGCUGACGCACAAACCGUGCAGGCUAUAAAGGAAAAAAAAAGAAAUGGUCUACUAUAAACUGUUUGCUCUGCUGUUUUAUUUUUUGUGGUAAAACGAAUUUGUAUUGUGGUACCUAUUUGUUAUUUCAGUAUCUAAUAAAAUGGUUGGGCCACUGACUAUUCUUAAAAUUCUUCACUGUAAACAACUAUUAAAAAGAAGAGCGAGAAAACGAUCCUCCAAAAUCAAAGAAGUUUAUGAUUCCUCUUCAGAUGCUGAAGACCAGAAUGAGACCAAAGAGGAAGAAGAAAACAUAUGUAGAGUUUGUAUGAAUGAAGGUAAUAUACCAAUAUUUGGAAACGAUCUUGUAGAAGACGUGUCGGAAUCUUUAAGAAGUUUCGGAGGCAUAGAAGUGGAAGCUGAAGAUGCUUAUUCAAAGCACCUAUGUUCAAGUUGUUAUACACAACUACAAAAUGCAAUUGCUUUUAGAAAAACUGCUCAAAAAACAGAACAACUUUUGAGGAGCCCUGGAGAAGAAUCUACAGACCCAAUAGAGCCAUCAUUUGAAGAUGAUACGAAUGGAUCCGUGGAAAUGGAUGAUGAUGAACCUUAUGAAUACAAAAAUAAAAAAGUGAAAAAGGAAAGGAAAUGGAGAUGCAGAAGAUGCGACUUAGAUUUCAAAGGAUUUGAAGACUAUCAAGCUCACAGGUUGUCUGAUGAACAUGAGAAUUUCAGACAGACUUGUCCAAUUUGCAACAAAUCAUUUAUGCACUCAUCAUUCAGAAAUCACAUGAAACUGCAUGGUCAAGAGAAACCAUAUAUGUGUGAUUUUUGUGGUAAGAAAUUCCGAAUGCAAGGACAGUUCAGCCGGCAUCGUGCAACCCAUAUUGAUGACUUACCAUUUCAGUGUUCACUGUGCCCAUAUCGUGGGAGAUUUAAUGAAUGUUUGAAAAUGCACAUGAGAACUCAUACUGGGGAAAAACCAUACCAGUGUGCAGAAUGCCCAGCCCGGUUUGUAAAUAAAGGCAAUCUAACAAGGCAUGUGCUCAUACACAAAGAGGAACGUGACUUCAAAUGUGAUGCAUGUGAUAGAGGAUUUUACACUAAACGUGAAUUGGAGUUGCAUUUAAAAGUCGACCACACUGGUGUCAAGGACCAUGUUUGCAAUCUCUGUGGAAAGGCGUUUGGUUACAGAAGACAAAUGCUGAAGCACCAAUUGAAAGUUCAUAAAAGGGAAAAGCUGCGUGGAGGCCGCGUUCCUGUUUAUCUGACUCUCGAAUCUGAAAAACGUAGAAGAGAAUUAGCUGAAAAUCAGAUGUUGUAAACACCAAGGAUUUAAUUAGUUAAUUUCUAUAUCAGUAUGAACUAUAUUUUAAACUAAAUAAGCCAUUUGACAGUAUAUACUAAUACCCUCAUUUUGUUGCAUCAUGUUUUUAUUCAAAACGUGAAUAGUCUACAAAAAAGCUCCAGAGUGACACUCCCGACUUAAUAGGCCUGCUUGUUUUUUAGAAAAAGUCUCAAGGUUGACUAUUUUCCAGAUAACGUAAAUUACAAAAAUAUUAGUGUUUGUUUUGGUUUUUUAAAAUUUUAUCAUCUGGCUGGCAUCUGCAUUUAAUAUGAAUAUUAGCAGCAAUUUUACUAUUCUGAGAGAACAUGUAAUUAAUAACUAUUCUAAAAAUACAUUAAAUAGACUUUUUUUUUCUUUGGUCACAUGACCGAAAACACCUGGGUUUUGGCAAAGACUGAAUUAAUGUGAGAUUGUUUUCUUGUCUUGUUAAAUACCCUAUUACAUAAUGUAGUAACCAUUAAAACUCUAAAUAAUGACUGUUAGCAGUGAGCAGCUGAUAUGUAGCAGAUGAUAAUCCUUUACUACAUAAUAAUUUUCUUGUAAAUUUAAGCAAAUUUAGAAUGUAUGCAAUGCAAUGAUCUGUAGUAGUUUUAUAUUGUGAUGAUUUUUUUCAAGAUCUGAAAAUCGAAAAUGUUAUUCUGAAGAGUUUAAUUUAGGAAUCAAAUAAUAAUAGAUCAAUAAUUAAAUGGAUAUAAAUGUUUUAACACAGUGCUUUAACAUCUUGGUAAUUUUGCCUCAAUUUAAAAUUAUUAUUAUUUAUUUUUAUUUCCUAAUAACAUUGAUAUUAUUAUGUAUACAUUAAAUAAAUAAAAAUUUAAGUAGAA